AUGGAUUCCGCACGGGAGACGAGGGACUUACCACAGCAUAAUGGAUGGCAGAGGGUUGUUCUAUUGGCUGCACUACAGGAUAUGAGAACCGCAAAUGAGGCCGAGCUGAGUUUACCGAAAAUGAAAGUCUCAAGAGAUUCGCUGAGCGACAAAGGUUUUUGUGAUGAGGAAGGAGAUGCCCAAGGCUUCACGGAGAGGUGGCGGAGGAGCGGUAGCAAAGACAAGUCUGGCACCAGGCCCUGGUGGCAAAUGAUUUUCCGAAAAUCAGCGAGAAAACUGUCCAGUCGAGACGCGCUACGCAGUGUGGGUCAGACAAAGACACGCCGCGCACUCUUGGACGCUCGUUACACCGGAACCAUCAAGAAAAAGCACACCGCCAAGAUAGGCUUGAUAAAGGACUCAAGAAUUCCAGCUGAAUUCAUCAGCAUAGAAAAGUAUGCAGACCAAGUAAGGAGAAUAACAGUCGUCCAAGUCGUCGAGCCGGUUUCCAAGAUUAGGGAAAAAACCAAGCUGUACACUAUUGGUGGUCUACGCCAACCACGCAGACGCACGCGUGGUUUGAAUGAAGAAAUUUCAAAUCCCGAUUCGGACUCACCUCCCUUCGUACCACGAGUUACCUAAUUCGACGGGUAUCGUGUUCUAUCUGAACUUCUGUCAUGUCGAUGUUCAACCUUCCUUAUCGACCGUACCAAGCUAGAAUAGCCAAGAACAUUGUUGCCGAUACUCGUAGAUACCCUUGAUCAAGCCGUGUUCAACCGCAGUACUAGUGGCUCAGGGAGCCUACACCAGCCGAUGACCGUCUGAGUCUGAUGCUGUACUACCUUAUCGAUUCUCCUCUUGGCUUUGCUUACGCCGGAUGCGGAGAGGCGUAUCUUUUUUC
Molecule: messenger RNA, 880 nt
Organism: Desarmillaria tabescens
Lineage: Eukaryota; Fungi; Basidiomycota; Agaricomycetes; Agaricales; Physalacriaceae
Exons: 7
Coding region: 1-621 (206 amino acids)
Source: RefSeq, a predicted model, not a curated record